Carassius gibelio (silver crucian carp) is the source of this 1643-nucleotide messenger RNA. Its product is annotated as coiled-coil domain-containing protein 106-like. Bases 169 to 1089 code for a protein of 306 amino acids. Lineage: Eukaryota; Metazoa; Chordata; Actinopteri; Cypriniformes; Cyprinidae. The record is from RefSeq and is a predicted model, not a curated record. The transcript has 6 exons. Gene Ontology annotation, cellular component: nucleoplasm.
AUGCAGGGGGGCUUAAACAUAAUAAAAAUUUUAACCCAGGUAAAACUUGAUGGUAUUGCACCGUCUUUGGAAGUAUAUACAAACUGGGAUAACUGUAAAGAUAUCCAAGACGCACCAGAACUUCACGUAGGGUUUAGAGGGGGAAUUACAGUAAUUACAAUCCAAACCAUGUCCCUAAUCGACGAGGACGAUGGGGUGGCGCUAAUCGAGCCAUUAACCACCGCUUCGCGCCAACCAGCAGAUCAUGUGAGCAAGAUGGAUGAGAAAAGAAAAGCAACGCGCUGUGGGAGGAAAGUUACCAACAAAUACAGCUCAGAUGAAUAUGUUGUAUCUGCACGCAAGAAUGUUCAGACUGAAAAUACAUCAAACUCAUCAGAAGGACUUCAGCCUGCAGUACAGCAAACCAGUGAAACUGGAGGUGCACCCACUUUACAGAUUUCUCUUGACAAAGCAAAACAGACAAUCGAGAUACAAAAGCAGAAGAUUCUUCAUCUUCAGGAAAAAGUUGACUCUCUGACCGAUGACAAAAACUUUCUCAGAUCAAGAUUGGAGGAUGCCCUUCUGAGGCAUGAAGCAGUUAUCUCGCCUAGACAGGCACUGACUGCAUCUUCAUCCACUACUGCUGCAUCACAGGAGAAUGAGUCCAGUGAUGAAUCUUCAGACUCCUCAGAAUCUUCAGAUUCAUCAGAAUCUGAACCAAGAGCAAAGAGGAAGAAAAAGGAUAAAAGGCGAAAAAACAAGAAGAAAUCCAAGAAACUGAAGUUUGAUUUUAGGAGAGUAAGAACCCCUGAAGACUCCAUCAAACGCUACCACAAAGUGUUACAACUGGUAAAUGGUGGUUUAAGUAAAGCUGAAGCCUACAACAAAAUGAAUGUUGACAGAAAUACGAUUGUGAUGCAAGCACCCAUUGCUGAGUUGGCAAUUGCAAAUCCUGAGGAGUACAAAGCUAUGAGAGCAACCUUUAAAAAGGGAGAAAGCAUCCAAAAAUUUGCUGGUAGCUGUCUUGCACGGUGCCUUGCUCAGCCUAAUGUAGACAUGAUAAAAAAAUUGAAAGAGAGCAGUGCCAUUCUUGACAUCUCAAAGAAGUGAGGUAUAUAUUGUUGCCUAAAGGGAUGGUUCACCCAAAAAUGAAAAAUGUCAUUUACUCGCACUCAAGUAGUUCCAAACCUGUAGGAGUUUCUUUCCCCUUCUGUACACAAAGGAAACUAUUUGGAAGAAUGUUUGCAACCAAGCAGAUCUUGGGCAACACUUACUGCCGUAGUAGGAAAAUAAAACUAUGAUCGUAAAUGGGGGACGAGAUCUGCUUGGUUGCAAACAUUCUUCCAAAUAGUUUCCUUUGUGUACAGAAGGGGAAAGAAACUCCUACAGGUUUGGAACUACUUGAGUGCGAGUAAAUGACAAUUUUUAUUUUUGGGUGUGGCAUCCCUUUAAUAUUGUUAAAAAAAUGUAUGUUAAUGCAAAACAUCAAAAAAAAAAAAAGUUUAUAAUGUUACUGUUGGUUAGUGAACAUUUCUUCAAACACAAUUUUAAAUCCUGAUUUUAUUUUAACAUUGGUAUGUAACCUCUUCAAAUUUUAUGUUGAGUUUUUUGUAAAGUAACAUACAAGUAAUACACAACUUAUGCCUCUUGAUUUAAGGUGCACU